This is a messenger RNA of Juglans regia (Persian walnut), 1072 nucleotides long. RefSeq names its product tetraspanin-19-like. The transcript is spliced from 5 exons. Bases 242 to 946 code for a protein of 234 amino acids. Gene Ontology annotation, cellular component: membrane. The record is from RefSeq and is a predicted model, not a curated record. NCBI's taxonomy places the organism in Eukaryota, Viridiplantae, Streptophyta, Magnoliopsida, Fagales, Juglandaceae.
CACCCGAUCUAUCUCUCUUUCUUUCUAUCUAACAGUAUCAACUUUCACUGCCACGAGCACACAUCCACCCCCGCCAACAGCCCACCACGUCCACACACUAUAAAGCCCAUAAAAUUAUAAUCAACAUCUUCAUUCGGAAGGAAAAUGGUUGGAGUUAAAGUUAUGGGGAAGAGGAAUCUAAUGCAGCAAUGCUUUCCUUUCCUGUAAAUUACUGAAUUCUGGGAUAUAUGUGCAAACGAGUAUGGAACGUUGCACGAGGUGUUGCUUGCACAGCUCAAUCAGGGCAGUGAACCUGGUUGUCACUAUUUGCGGGGCUGGGACGAUCGUUUACUCCCUCUGGCUUCUCAAGAUGUGGCAAGAUGGGGUUUAUGAGCUGUCUACCAUUUCAUCUCUACCUACACCCUGGUUUAUAUACACAUGUUUAGGCGUGGGAAUUGCCGUCUGCUUGAGCACGCUCGUGGGUCAUAUGGCUGCUAAUUGUAUAAACAAUUAUUCGCUUUGCAUAUACAUUGUCACCAUUUGCUCUCUUGUUUUUCUAGAAGUUGCAGUGCUUGUCGCCAUUUUAUUCAACGUGGACUGGGAACGAAAACUCAUGGAGUACAUUGAUGAGUACCAUGAAAAGUUCGAGAGUUUUGUGAUCUUCCAUCUAACCAUGUGUCGCUUGGUUCUAAUCACGAUUUUGGUACUACAGAUGAAUGUGGCUGUGCUUGCAAUUAUUCUUUGGGCCAUUGGUGCUGAGCCAAUGAUACAAGUCAGCCAUUCAGAUAUACAUUAUGAUUUUAAUCAUUCAUUUCUUUUGAGAACUAGCACGCCUAUUCUCCAUGACUUGAGACAAAUAUGCAGACAUUGCCAAGCCUUAUCCAGAGGAAAUCCACGCCAAAGUCUCUUAUCAUAUGUUAAGGACUUCCUUACAGUGCGAGUUUUUGGAAGAAUCUCUAACACUUAAAUUGCCAAUUGUAAUUCCAAUUUCCAACUAACCAACUUUUUACAUGGGACUGUUUUUUCCAAUUACAUUUCGUAUUUAAUUACCAAUACAAGAAAAGGAAAAAAAAAAAAAAAGUUCAUCGUUUUA